CAAACCGGAAGCGGAUACAUAAUGUAUCGUAAUUGCGUGUGUCAUUGGAAUAACAACGGGAUAUUUCCCAGAUUAGGGCUGGUAUGUUUAUCCGCAUGGAGAGUGCCGUGAAGGCGUUAAUAAGUCUCGCAUAGUAGCAGCACUCGAAUUAACAUAAGGCUCCUGAAUUCCCUGGUCCCCGCGAUGGGAGUGAAGGGCCUGCAGGGCUUCGUGGAAAACGCCUGUCCCGGGACGUGCGUGGCAGUGAACUUGAAGGAGAUGGCCGAGCAGCGUCGCCGAGCCCGGCCCGGCCGCCCCCCGACGCUGGUGGUGGACGGGACGGCGUGCCUGAGACACUGGUACUCCUGCGCUGCCUGGGUCCACGGCGGCCAGUGGCGGGAGUACACGCGCGUCCUGGAGAGCUUCGCCGGGGCCUUCGCGGAGGCCGGCAUCCGGCUGGUGUUCGUCUUCGACGGCGCGGUGGAGGAGGCCAAGAGGGCGGAGUGGGCGCAGCGCAGGCUGCGGCACGGCCGGGAGAUCCGCGGCGCUUUCCGCUACGUCAAGGCCCACGGCCGGCAGCCGGGCAGGGAGAUGUUCUGCCUCCCCUCGGGCCUGGCUACGUUUUCGAGAUUCGCCUUGAAGGCCCUGGGCGCGGAGACGCGGUGCUCCGUGCGCGAGGCCGACUACGAGAUCGCUGGCUACGCUGCCCUGCACGACUGCAUGGGCAUCCUGGGGCAGGACACGGACUUCCUCAUCUACGACAGCGUUCCCUACCUCUCCGUGAGCCAGCUCCGGCUCGAGCGCAUGGAGACGGUUCUGUUCUCCCGGGAAAAUCUGUGCCGGGCCUUGCGGCUCCGCCAGAGCGACCUCCCGCUUCUUGCCUGCAUCCUGGGCAACGACGUCGUGCCGCAGGGCCGCCUGGAGGGACUGCGGAACAAGUGCCUGGCAGCCUAUCGGCAGAAACACCCAGGGGCCUCGACGCCUGCAGAUAAAGUGUUGGCAGUGGCCGACUUCAUCUCUAGUCACUGCUGCUCAAGAGGUGGGAUCAGCGAGCUGCCUUUAUCCGAGGCAGACCAGGCUGUACUGGAGCAAGGAGUGCAGAUGUACCUCCUUCCCAAUCAGCAGUCCCCGUGGGUUCCCUCUGGAAGUGAGCCCCCUUCCUCUGAAUCCAUGAACUCUCUGGAAAGGUAUUCCAGUCAUGAUGUUCUGCAGGCAGCCAAAGAACAACACGUAAGAGCUGAAUCUUUUAUGGUUUUCGACGUUCUGUCUGCUGGUGUUGUUGACUGUAGCAACACGCUUGAAGAUGAAGAGGACACCGAGUUUCCUGGGCAGGCAAUCACUUUCCGACCCGCAAGAGAACGCAUAUACGGAAUCCUCUUUGCAGUAAAGCAAGGCGACAGCGGUCCAGCCCCUGCGGUGAAGGAGUGGUUCGUCUAUCGUGGCAACUCGCUCCGGCAGCCAGACCUCGUCACGCCCGCUCCCCUGAGCCUCCCGGAGGGAACCCCGGAUUUGAAAGUUCUGUGGUUCAGCGAGGCCCCGGAGACAAAAGCCCUCCGUUUCUCCACCUUCCUGGCGGUUUUUGACCUGUUGGACUUGGCAGAAGAGCUGGAGAAGCUAGAGUCCCCUUUAGCGGCUGUCGUUUGCCUGGUCACCUACAUUGCCUUGCAGGAAAGAAGCCUUUGCCUGGAAGAUGUAAAUGCUUACGUGAGCCAGGCUGUCUGUGUUCGUGAAAAGACAGAUGAAGAGCUCGCUGGUAUUAAGCUCCCGGUUGUGGACCCCAGAGCCAUUGAGCUGGGCUCCCUGUUCGUGCGCGGGCUGACCAUCCUGAUAGCGGCCAACAGCGCGAGUGGCUUUCCUUUAAAGAUGGAGGAUCUGAUGCCUUGGAAAGUGUUCGAUGGGCUGCUGUUUCAUUCCAAGUACCUGCAGGCACAUUCGGGAUGCAGCGAAGACGAUCUCCUGGAAGGAACUGAGUGCUGGGUGUCACAGUUUGGUCACCUGAAGGCCCUCGUCACCAGCGCCUGUGGGAGGAGAAAUCGAGUUGUCCAGAGCAAUCCGAGGGCGUCUGUACCAGUGAAACCAAGGGGAGGUGGAUGCCAGUCCAGAGAACGCAGACCCCAGCACUUCAGAGAGCCAGAACCAGGCCAGUUCUCUGCUCCCAGCAGCCGGUUUCAGUACAGGGGCCACAGUGUACCUCAGCAAGAACGGGGACACAGACCGAGAUACAGAGGGCCGAGCAGGCAGAGGUAUCACUUAGCACCCCGCUGGUCCCUGUUUCAAAACACACGUCCCAACUUCCCCUGACCAGCGGCUCGGGCAGGGCAGAGGAAGGCGGCCUGUAAGGGAACUGAAAACAGGGAGAAACGAGAAGACCAGAGGACUGUAAUGGAACCGCAGUCUUCAAAAACACUUCUAAGGCACUCCGGGCCUGAAGAGUUUCUGUUUGUUCCGCCUUUAAUGAAAUCAUUACAUUCGAUUAUGGAGGAGAAUUCACUGUGGAAUGCAAGUGGGGAGUGUGUGCAGUCCAGCAGGAGCUCAAUGUGGCACGUCCCAUCUGGUGGAUGCAGAAGUCUUUUGUAGCAUCUCGUGCAGCAGUGGACGGGUGAAUCCCCCUGUGCUGGAGUCAGAAGGCUCUGCUAAAUUCUAGCUGCUCUCAUUAGUCUAACCAGGAGAGUUCUACAGCCUGCAUCCACUUGACUGGACAGCACCUGCUGCCUGCCUUGCUGUGGGUCUGGGUCUGGAGUCGCUUCUGAGUGCUGAAGCCCACUGCGGUAGCACUUGCGACCUGUGGGAUGCUUUUUAAAUGGACAGCUUUAAGACAGCCUGUUGACAAUUAAAAAAAAAAAAAUAAUUAUUUUGGAACAUUGAAUGCAACAGACUGUCCAGCAGUAAUGUCUCAUUAAUGUUUUUUUUUCUCCAGAUAAGGACAGUGCCCAAACAAAUGCAAAACGUAGAAAGAAAAAUUGAAACAGCUUAACAUAGAAGUAUUUUCCAGUUGAGUACCAACACGAAAAGGGACCACUUCCAAAGAAAGUGCCAACCCACGCUUUAUUGGAUAUUCAGUAAACGAAGUAAUUAGUCCCAGAUGAUCUCUUAUCUUUCAUCCCUUGUGGUUUGGACGAAGUCCAGCUACACAGAAGUCACAUUGUUAUCUGUUAGACUUGCAGGAGUGCUGGAUGAAAACUGACCAAAGGAGACAAGCUUCAGCAUUUCAAUUAGGCAGCCUGUAAUUGAAGGAAACCUAUGAUGAAAAUUCUCUGUUGAGCAAAUCACAGAGAUUAAUGUGUGUGUGUGUGGGGAGCAGUCAGAGUCCUGCCUUUGAAAGGCUGUUGCCAGUCUGCAGUUAGGGUGUCCAUAUGGCUUCAAAGUCUGAGUUUCAGAUCGGUUCUAUUCUUUAUUAUGCCUUCAGAAUCCUGUGUUCAUGAAUUACAAAAAUAAAACAGAUGAAGGUGGGGUUUUUUUUCCCAUUUA
Messenger RNA from Lepisosteus oculatus (spotted gar), 3447 nucleotides. RefSeq names its product family with sequence similarity 120 member B (gene fam120b). Gene Ontology annotation, molecular function: nuclease activity. Lineage: Eukaryota; Metazoa; Chordata; Actinopteri; Semionotiformes; Lepisosteidae. Gene Ontology annotation, cellular component: nucleus. The record is from RefSeq and is a predicted model, not a curated record.